AUGUAUUCUCCAUCGCAUCAUGCAGACCACGAUGCUGCACUCCGUGCAAGUUUGUCUACGCUUCUCUCAUGCGCUGCCGCUGCCAGAGGACUACCAAAGCGGGAUAAUCAAUGUUCGAUUCCGGAGCGACCUAAUAUUUCCAGAGCGCCAGAACCGUCGACAUUCCGGCUUGUCCCUGAGCCUGUUGCUCUGGCAGACAACCGGAGAGAUCAAUGUUCCAAUACCCGAGAACCAGAAUACCGAACAACAACUUCCCCGUCUUCGAAGCGAUCCCGCUCGCCUGUCAAAUCCGCUAGCAAAGCAAGGCGGAGACCAAGUUUGUCUAAAGACCGUUCCGUACCCCAAACAUCGAAAAAGGCUCGCCGCACUGCCGUGACAGAAACCGGUUCCAUAAUUAGCCCUACUAUGAUGACGUGGGUGAUCAGCGCUGGAGUCGUUGUUUUGUUCUCAGCAAUUAGCUUUUCUGCUGGUUACGUCUUGGGCCGGGAGGUGGGAAGAACGGAGGCAGGUCAAGGUCUCUAUGUAAAUGCAAACGGCUUAUCAGGUGCAAGAUCAGGUGCAGGAUGUGGAAAAGAUGCUGUCAAAGGUGGUCUAAGACAAUUACGUUGGGUUGGUGGCGGCUCUGGAUCUGGAAUUGCUGCUUAG
This is a messenger RNA of Uncinocarpus reesii 1704, 645 nucleotides long. RefSeq lists its product as uncharacterized. The transcript has a single exon. The record is from RefSeq and is a predicted model, not a curated record. Lineage: Eukaryota; Fungi; Ascomycota; Eurotiomycetes; Onygenales; Onygenaceae. The coding region runs from base 1 to 645 and encodes 214 amino acids.